Striga hermonthica is the source of this 822-nucleotide messenger RNA. NCBI's taxonomy places the organism in Eukaryota, Viridiplantae, Streptophyta, Magnoliopsida, Lamiales, Orobanchaceae. The record is from the annotation of a GenBank genome assembly.
AUGCAUCCAGUCAUCUUCAUCCUCAUCCUCAUCCUUUUCUUCUUUUCCACCGGCGGUACCAACCCCAUUAACGUUACCACCUACACUAUUUUGCUGGCCGGCGAAAGCAACAUGGCCGGUAGAGGCGGUGUGAACGGCACGUGGGACCGCUUCAUCCCACCCGAGUCCCUGCCGGCCAACCCGGACUCGGUCAUCCGACUAAGCCCCGAGCUGAGGUGGGAGCCCGCGACCGAGCCUCUGCACCACAGCAUCGACAUCACCGUCGACCAAGACCACCUCGGCAUCGGCCCUGGGAUGGCGUUCGCCACCGCCCUCCUCCGACGUGUCGACCCCUCCAACACCGGCACUGCCACCGUGGCCCUCGUCCCGGCCGCCAUGGGAGACUCCGGAAUCCUCCGGUGGCAGAGCGGCAACAGCAGCGCCGUAUACCUCAACCUGCUUGUCAGGGCCGAGGCGGCCGCGCUGUCGUUCGGCCCCAUAGCCGGGAUGUUGUGGUAUCAGGGGGAAUCCGACACGGUCUCCCCUCAGCUUGCCGCCGCGUACGGGCCCCGUCUACGGGAUUUCUUCAACUCCAUCCGAGCCGACCUCGCAAUGCCGCAACUCCCGAUCAUCCAGGUGGCCUUGGCCUCGGGGAUUUUAAACCGGACUGCUCCAGCCGACCUUGAGACUGUUCGGUCGGCUCAGCUGGGCCUCCGGAUGGCGCGUGUCCGGUGUGUGGACGCCAUGGGGCUCAAGCUGGAGUCCAACGACACACACCUGACCACUGCAGCCCAGGUGAAGCUGGGCCAGCUGAUGGCGGACGCCUUCCUCCAGCCCUGGUGA